AUGGCGGCGGCGGCCAUGGCGGCGGCGACCACCAUCCAGCGCGGCUGGCGGCGCUACGUGCGGAUGCGGCUCUUCAGGCUGCUCACACGCGCCCUGCGCGCCGCGGAGCACUGCAUCACGCACGAGAUCCUGCGGAGGGUGAGCCCCAGGGAGGCCGAGCUCCUGAGGGAUCCCAGCAUGGAGUGCAAGGUCCGCUUCAGAUUUGCUGGGCAGGAAUUUCCACCUUUCGUUGUGUUUAAGAUAUUUCGUCACACCCAAGGCAAAAGCAGCAAAUACAUUAGUGGAAAAAGAAUAAUAAGCCCAUCAAAUGAGGCUGCAGCUGAUGCUUGCAAGUUAAUGGGGUAUCGGAAAUAUUAUGAACAAAUACUGCAAGAUGAGCUUCAGUAUCAGAAGCAGAGGAUAACAGAUGAAACAGAUGUUGCUACAAUGAAAGACUACAUGCAUUACAUCAGCAGUCUGGAUGAAACCCCUGCAUACUUUGGUGGCAGGAACAAUUGCUGGAGAAGGCUGUCUCUGCAGAAUUUCCCCAGGACAAUGAUCGUAUAUGACAUUAUGGAUUAUGCUCAGUCCAGAAGACUGUCAGACAGACUUAAAAGGGAGCUGAAGUUUCUGCUGCUGAGGCCACAGAAUAAAGAGCUUUGGCAUGAUCAGCUCAUGGCUAUUGCUAAUAUUAGGUCUUCAUUUCCACCCAGUCCAUCAGUCACCUCCUCGUUCUGCUGUAACCGACCCGCUACGCUGACCGCGCAGUCAAGACGAGGCUCUUCCCAAGCUCGACAGAAGAUCGCAAAGAUGAAGAGGGCCUACUUGUGUGAGAAGGAAAGAGAGGCACAGAAACCGGGUAUUAAAAAGGGGAGCAACUUUGCUGGGCAUCAAGAAAUGACACUGUCACCGGUUGAAAGGCCUGAGGAUCAGUCUCUUCUUAUAGAAGAAGAAUGGGAACAUGAAGCAGCCACACUGUAUGCUUGGUCCCAGGCAUUAUCUCUUGAGGAUGUUGGAUGAUUUUCAUGUGUAGUGUUCUGGAUAAUGUGUCAGGAGAAGAAGUAAAGGAAAAAGAUAUCACUUGCCAAUAGGAAAUAGUUCCAGAUUGCAAUAGAUA
Messenger RNA from Nothoprocta perdicaria, 1096 nucleotides. It is a transcript of the gene CUNHXorf58, whose product is annotated as chromosome unknown CXorf58 homolog. The record is from RefSeq and is a predicted model, not a curated record. Lineage: Eukaryota; Metazoa; Chordata; Aves; Tinamiformes; Tinamidae. Bases 1 to 999 code for a protein of 332 amino acids. The transcript is spliced from 8 exons.